Homalodisca vitripennis (glassy-winged sharpshooter) is the source of this 924-nucleotide messenger RNA. RefSeq names its product protein ALP1-like. Lineage: Eukaryota; Metazoa; Arthropoda; Insecta; Hemiptera; Cicadellidae. The transcript has 4 exons. The coding region runs from base 1 to 924 and encodes 307 amino acids. The record is from RefSeq and is a predicted model, not a curated record.
AUGUCCCGUGAGUGUUUCUUCGUAGUUUUGGACCUUGUUAAGGACGACAUUACAAAAAGAAGCACUAACUCUAGAGAACCUGUACUUUGCAACUGGAUAUUCAAAGCACUGUCGUACUACUUCGUUAAAGGACACUCGACUAUAUCGAUGGUGGUGCACCAAACUUCUAAGGCUAUAUGGAAAAACCUGCAACCUGUCUACAUGCCAAAACCAACAGCCGAAAAAUGGAAGCAAGUUUCAGAUCGUAUGUUAUCACUGUGGAAUAUGCCUAAUUGUAUUGGCAGUAUAGACGUGUCAGAUGCAGAUGGCAUGUUGCUGGUAAUAGAUGUGGGGGAUUAUGGACGGAACAGUGAUGGCCAUGUAAUGGCAAACAGUAGUUUUUGCAGGGCUUUUAAGAAAGGAAAUCUAGAUUUACCAGAGCCUAGUCCUAUUGCAGGAGACAACCAACCAAUUCCGUAUUACUUUAUAACUGAUGAGGCAUUCCCAAUGUCAAAAAACCUGCUCAAGCCUUAUUCCAAGAAAGCAUUGACUACUAACAGUCGCAGGAUUUUUAACAGCAGAUUGUCGAGAUCGAGGAAACCUGUUGAAUGCUCUUUCGGCAUGCUUUCUUCCAAGUUUGGAGUACUUAAUACACUAAUAACAUGUACCCCUGAUAAUGUGGAUAUUUUUGUACAAGCAAUGUGUGUUUUGCAUAACGCCAUAAGGGAAUGUGAUGAUACAUUCACAAAGCCACAGUACGAGAAUGUGAUUGACAGCGAUUCCAUCGUUCUGUUGCCACGACUGCCGCUAACAACAGGGAAACUUAUGAGAGAUUACCUAAGUACCUACUUCACAGAAUGUGCCCCAAUUCCACACCAGGAUAGGAGAGACGCGGAAGGGACAUAUGUCCAUGCCACGUCUCCGCCCAACGUCUGUUCAGUGUGA